This is a messenger RNA of Sycon ciliatum, 3616 nucleotides long. Its product is annotated as serine/threonine-protein kinase MARK2-like. The transcript is spliced from 6 exons. The record is from RefSeq and is a predicted model, not a curated record. Gene Ontology annotation, molecular function: protein serine/threonine kinase activity; ATP binding. Gene Ontology annotation, cellular component: cytoplasm. Lineage: Eukaryota; Metazoa; Porifera; Calcarea; Leucosolenida; Sycettidae. Gene Ontology annotation, biological process: protein phosphorylation; intracellular signal transduction. The coding region runs from base 193 to 3006 and encodes 937 amino acids.
GGCAUGAACGCCAAGAAUUUCUGCACGUUUGAGCAAGGAAGAACCAUGAGCCUAGACUCCAUGCACAGACACAGGCGCAAACUUUGCUCAGCUACUACACGGCGCACACAGGUCGAUGGUGUCUGCUGGUGAUGGGAAUCACAGGCGCAGUCAGGAAGAAAACCUAGAUGAAGAGAAGCGCCUUGGUUUACUAUGACCAAUGCCCGCCGGUCUGGGCAAAGGGAAGAGGCUCGAAAAAGAUCCACAGAGGAUCAGCCCGCAGACAAGACGGCUCGCAGAGACACGGACAUGGCACCUUCCAGGGACUCGCCCAGUCCACCGAGAGGCGUGAGUACUAGUAGAUCGUCGACCAAUUCCAGCAUUCGAGGGGCCGGUGCAGCCACAGAUGAUCCGUCGCGUAAGGACUCAAGCGGCACGAUGACGGCCGACCAGAUGGGCAUUGAUCCCCUGCCGGACAACGUUGCGAGACCAAGCCGCGAGGAGAUCUUUUCUUUCCCCCAUUCAAAACGCGUGGGUAGCUAUAUCCUUGGAAAAACACUCGGUGAAGGUGCGUUCGCCAAGGUCAAGGAGGGUCGGCACAUCCUCACCGGUGAAAAGGUCGCCGUCAAAGUAAUCGACAAAAAGAAGGCGAGAGAAGAUUCGUACGUGGCCAAAAACAUGCGGCGAGAAGCGAAGCUCAUGAUGAUGGUGCUGCAUCCGAACAUCCUCAAGCUGCUGGAAGUCGUCGAGACGGAAAACAGCUACUACCUUGUCACCGAGAUGGCGGAGGGAGGCGAUUUGAUGGACAGGAUUUGCAAGAAGUCGUAUUUGCCAGAAGACGAGGUGCGCAUCUUCAUCAGGCAGAUAGUCUCUGCAGUGGACUACUUACAUCGAGCAAAUAUCGUACACAGAGACCUGAAGAUUGAGAACCUGUUGCUGGAUGCAAACUUGAACAUAAAGAUAAUUGACUUCGGCCUAAGCAACACUCUUGAGCCGACGCGGUCAAUGGCGACCCUGACCAAUGCUGAGAAGCACUGUCGUACACAAUGUGGAUCUCCGGCCUAUGCCGCACCAGAGCUGUUGGGUCACUCGUCGUAUGGGCCCAGUGUGGACGUAUGGAGCAUUGGAGUGAACAUGUACGCUAUGCUGACAGGCUCAUUGCCGUACACAGUUGAGCCGUUCAACAUCACCGAGCUGCAUGCAAAGAUGAUCAGCAAUCGCAUGAACCCACUGCCGGACCACAUCAAACCCAGUGCGGAGUGCCGGGACCUGCUGCUCAAGCUUCUCAACCCAAAUCCGGAGGAGCGCAUCUCGCUGUCCGAUGUUUUCCACCAUCCGUGGCUCAACCGCGACGGGGACGCAGGGUUUGUGCCGACUCCGCAUCCCAACUUUCCGACGGAAAGCGAACUGGACGACCGCAUCAUUCAGCACAUGGUGAAAACACUGAGCUGCUCAAUGCAUGACAUCAUCCGAGCAAUGACAUCGAAUCGCGCUGUGCAUGCCAGCGCAUGCUACAAGCUCCUGGCCAGGCGGCUGGAGCGACACGAGAUUGCACACCCACCGCGUAAGACGCCCGCACCAAGCACUGCUCAGAAGUCGGAGAGCCUGCCAGCCAAAGGCCACCGCAACCACUCAGUAGUACCCAGCAACCACCACACGGGACAUUCGCAAGCACAUCACCCCAACCAGCACGAACAAGCUAUGCCGGCUAAGGCAAAGCGCUAUGAGCGCCCAAUGGAGGCCGGCGCAUCCCAGCGCCACCGUUCGCUAAGUGAAGGGCAUCCCACGGAGAUACCUUCCACCACCGCCAGGCCAUCAGGGCGUGCCACCGCCGCCGCGGCACCAACACAACCCACACCUGUGGCUACAGCAGCGGCAGCGACACCACGCGUAAACGGCUUGGAUCAGCUGCGCACAUCGGACGUGGAAGCCAGCGACAGGUGCAUGCCGCUUCAAGACGCUGAACCACCGCCGCCGCCAACUGCUCGCCGAAGUUCUGGCCGCCGCUGGUCAGUCAGUGGUGCCGAGAAUGCUUUCCAUCGGGGCCCACAACCGGGCGGUAUGAAACACAGUGUGACGACAGGGCAACUCAAGCCACCCAAAAUUGGAUCAUCCAGAACAAAUCCGAGCAGCCCCGGAUCACCUGCUGGGAGAUUUCCGGAGCCACGCGGUGCACCGUAUUUGCCACAGGCGCUGGAGGAAAGUGUUCAGAACGCCUUUUCCAAGCCUCAGAAAACAGACCCUGCCUGGCUAAUGGCUGAUGCAGACAUUGCCGGCAUUGGGCCAUCGAUCCCGGCACGUCCAGAUCCUGAAACGAAUGAACUUCCAUGGCAGAACGGUCACAGGCAAGCACCUGGAAGCCACCGUGCCAAGUCUGGCCCGUCAUCUAAGCUCCAUCGUGCCAGUUCAUUCCGCGAUGAGCUGCUCGCUCCUCGGGACAGCAGUGCUGUUGCUGCUGAUCACCCGUCACGUCGGCCAGUGAAGCAAAACACACUCUUCUCACAAGCCAACGGCGACCAUGAUCUCAUCUCGGCCCCGAAGCAGUCAUCCGGCAACAACAGUCGCAGAAGCAGUGGUGAUUCAACAUCCACUACACUGCCUGCCAUACCACGCAGUAUCACAUCAGCCGGCAGAACGAGAAAGUCUCAUGCUGCAACAAACGGCAUUGCAGGAAUCAACAGCACAGGUCCAGGUCGACCACACACAACUGCAGUGAACGGACGAAGAGUUAGCGCUGGAAGCAAAAUAGUAACAACAGUCGAUGGACUGUCUGAUCUGCCACCAGAUGCCAUUAUGCAUGAAGUUAUCCGGGUGUUGCGUAACCUGCGCGUUGAUGACUGGAAACCGAGAGGUUUCGAGGCGAUCCACUGCAGCAUGCAUGAAACCGAGUUUGACAUCAGCGUAAUAGAAGACGGAGGCGUGUGCCGAUUGUCCUUUGAGCGUGUGGCAAGCUCUGGCACUCAGAUGCGCUUCCGCGAGGCAUGUGACCAGAUCAUUGGAGCACUGCGUGUGAGUGCAGUCAUCUGACACGGUGCGCAUCGCUAGUGGCCCUGAGCCGGAAAAGUCCUAGCCUGUAAGUCCUGCGGCUUAGCUGGACCAAUCAAGCUGUUGAAAACUAACAACACAUGCAGACCUUGAGAUUAUGGCGGUAGAUUUGUACAGUAAACGCUGCAUGUGCGUCAGCGUUGGUUCUUCGAAUACUCACUUCCCCAUUCUAUGCUAUACAUGUGAUUUUAAAUUAAUUAUUUUUAUGCAGAGCACUUGACAUGCCCACCAGUAACUGAUUGUCCGUGCAGUAUUUAUCUAGACCGAUCCAAUAAUCAAGCAGAUGGCUGACAGAGCACCAAGUCUCUUUACUAAGUUUGCAUGUCCGCUGUGUAAUCAUGAAGUGUCUUGUGUGGAUCAAGAGCAGCGGAGAACGCUACUGCAUCUAGCGUUUCUCACAUCUACCUAACGCUACCUAUCCACCCGUCCGUUUGUCUGUUUUCUCCUGUCUGGUCUUGUGCCGCUUCUGACUAUUCCGCAAUAUAAUAUUCCACCACAAGUCAAUCAGUAUUAAUUUUUUUAUACAUUAUGUCUUGAAAUGAUUUUUAAACUAUCACAGAAAAUGCCCUGGGUCGCUGCACAGAGGUCUGAA